Molecule: messenger RNA, 1452 nt
Organism: Hyaloscypha bicolor E
Lineage: Eukaryota; Fungi; Ascomycota; Leotiomycetes; Helotiales; Hyaloscyphaceae
Exons: 4
Coding region: 1-1452 (483 amino acids)
Biological process (GO): regulation of DNA-templated transcription
Cellular component (GO): nucleus
Molecular function (GO): DNA-binding transcription factor activity, RNA polymerase II-specific; zinc ion binding
Source: RefSeq, a predicted model, not a curated record
AUGGCUCCCCACCUUGACGAGGAUUUACUAUUCCUCAAACGAUCGACAUUUUCUCAUUCCAUUGGCCAACGAAGCUAUCAAGCAUGCACUCCUUGUCGGAACCGGAAGCUCAAAUGUUUAACGCCAGAUCAGGGGUUUGAUUGUCCUAGAUGUCGCAAAGAGGGGAGGGAUUGCGUAUGGGCGGUGGCCAGGACCAAGAGAGGCUGCGAGAAGAUUGCGAGGAAAGAAGUCUUUCGACCAAGUGAAAAUAAAGAAAGAUCGAGUGGCAGGGAAGCGGUACAUAAUAGUCCAGAAAGAUCUUCGGUAGCCCUUCAAUUACCUCGUCAAAAGUCACAGGUGAUCCCAGUGCUUUUGGAGGCGCCUUCUAAUGAUGAUCUCGACACGAUGGAGUUGUCCAUCUUUGGGGUUUGCCUUGCACCUGAUGUAACGAAUGAACAUGUGGCUGAGACGGCUGGAUUUGAUGCUUCCGGUAGGAUUGGAGAAAUAGACGCGAGGGAUGGAGGGAUUCAAUCCAACUCUCUCCUGUUCGAUCGAUGGCAUGAGAGUUUUGAAGGAGUGUUGGAAUUGUCAUUUAAUGUACGGGAGGACCUUUGCGUGGGGGACUAUUUCCCAACUCCUGAAUCGAGUGGCCACAGUUCCUCUUCCACCAAUAUUUUAGAAACAAGGCGGAGAGUGCUCAAAGGUUGUAGCAUGCAGCCUUCAAAUCCAAAUUGGCCUUCUACAGUCGAUAAUCGGAACCAUUUUCUAUGGGAAGGAAUCGCAAUUAUAAUGAAGCACAUCCAGAUAUUGCUCUUCUCAUCAGAACAACACACCUCAAAGCUGAUCAGGAACGGAACCUACCUUGCUGAGGCCAAAAAGUUCCAACCAAGACUUCGAGGCUGGAAGCGGGAUUUUGACAAGCUCGAUGUCUUCCUGUCGGCACGGUAUAUUUUUCUGACAGAGUUUGAAUACUCAAAGGUCUAUCUUAAUUCUAUUGCUCUACAAGCUAUGAUGCGGUCUCCAAACUACAAUUCUUCCUCAAGCCAAACUGCCCAAAACGAAAUUGAGACCCUCAUCAACUCCUGUCGUAAUCUUGUGCAGACAGUCACGGAUGGUGUUCUUCAAGGAGAAUCUCUUAUCUAUGCGCCUACUAGAACAUACCUCCGACUUCUCGGGGCAACAACAAUGAUGCUAAAUGCGUUGAAAGUUUCGACAAAAUUGGGGGAUGUCGCAAUUAACUUCAAAUGCAUUGAACAGGCAAUACUAGUGCUUCGCAUAUGCGAAACUAAUGAGAUGCAACCUUCGGUGCGUCUUUCCGAGAAAUUGAGUAUUUUGCUUGAAACUCCUUGGGGCUCGCUAGAUGAGAAUAGUACGAUGGUUGACCCGGAUGGAAAUAUGAGAGUUCAAGAAGUGUGGCAGUGUGGAAUUGAACAGGUCACUAAUAGCAUUGAAGAGAAUGGAACACUAUCGUAA